Messenger RNA from Calypte anna (Anna's hummingbird), 2952 nucleotides. It is a transcript of the gene TWNK, whose product is annotated as twinkle mtDNA helicase. NCBI's taxonomy places the organism in Eukaryota, Metazoa, Chordata, Aves, Apodiformes, Trochilidae. Gene Ontology annotation, cellular component: mitochondrion. The transcript is spliced from 5 exons. Gene Ontology annotation, molecular function: ATP binding; 5'-3' DNA helicase activity; single-stranded DNA binding. The coding region runs from base 134 to 2134 and encodes 666 amino acids. The record is from RefSeq and is a predicted model, not a curated record. Gene Ontology annotation, biological process: mitochondrial DNA replication.
CGGGAGCGCGGCGGCGGGGGACAGGGGGAAUGGCGGCGUCCGCGCAGCUCCACGUGAGAAUGGCUUGAGCGGGACCGGGCCGGGAGCGGGACCCCCAUGCGGGUUGGCUGCGGCACGGUCGGGCGCUGGCGGGAUGGCGGUGGUGGCGCUGCGGCCCUGCAGGGCCUCCGGGCGCCUCCUGCCGCUGCUGUGCGGGGGGACGCGGAGCAAGGCGGCCUCCCUCAGCCCCGGGGCGCCCGGCCGCCUCACCCAGCGGCGGUACAAGAAGGAUGUGCUGCCCUCCCCAGAGGGACGCGUGCCCGCCGUCUCCAUCACCGAGAUCCGGCAGUACCUGCGCACCCAGGGCAUCCCCUUCCACGACGGGUACAGCUGCCUGCACACCCCCAGCCUCUUCACGGAGGGUCAAAAGGAGCAGCCGCCGGCCGCCGGCGCCCCGUACACCCUUUUCAUUGACAAGAUGACGGGCAGCUUCCUGUGCACGGCCACCCUGGCCGAGGGCACCUGGCAGGACUUCCAGGCCAAUGUGGAGCUGCAUCACCGUGGGGUUCCCCCCGCCAGCUCAGAGGAGCCAGAGGAGGACGACCGACGGGCUCUUGAGGAUGCCCGCUGCAUCUGGGACCGGGCACUGCCUCUCUGGGAGCUGCUGGACGAGGAGGAGACCAGCAAGACCAAGGCCAUGUUUGGCAUCUCCCUGGUGUCAAACGCCACCCUAAAACGCUUUGGGGUGCGUUACCUGAGGACCGCCAAGUCCCUUGUCUUCCCCUGGUUCAGCCCUCGUGAUGCAAGCCUGAAGGGGCUGAAGCUCAUGCGGGCAGAGAAGAAGGAGGAUGCAACAGUGUACAUGGAAGAGACUUUGCCCCGCUUAGAUUCCUACCACAAUCUUUUUGGGCUGCCCCUGAUUGGCCGCCGAGACACAGAGCUGGUCUUAACUGGGUGGGAGCUGGAUGCCUUGGCCCUGCACCAAGCUGCAGGGGUGGCCAGUGUGGCCUUGCCACGAGGGGCCACCUGUCUGCCCCCUGCCCUCCUCCCCUACCUGGAGCAGUUCAAGCGCAUCACGUUGUGGCUGGGAGAGGACCUGCGCUCCUGGGAAGCUGCCAAGCUCUUUGCUCGCAAGCUGAACCUCAAGCGCUGCUCCCUGGUGCGCCCCGGAGACCUGCAGCCCCGGCCCUUGGACGCUCUGAACCAGGGCCUCAACCUCACCAAGAUCCUGCGUGCUGCCCUGCCUGCCAGCCACAAAUCCAUUGUCUCUUUCCGGCAGCUGCGCGAGGAGGUGUUUGGGGAGCUGGUCAACACCGAGCAGGUGGCUGGCAUCAAGUGGGCACGCUUCCCCGAGCUCAACAAGCUCCUCAAAGGGCAUCGCAGGGGGGAGCUCACUGUUUUCACAGGCCCGACAGGCAGUGGGAAGACGACCUUUAUCAGCGAGUAUGCACUGGACCUGUGCAUGCAGGGUGUGUGCACACUGUGGGGCAGCUUCGAGAUCAGCAACAUCCGCCUGGCCAAGAUCAUGCUGACACAGUUUGCUGCCCAGCGCCUGGAGGAGCGGCUGGAGCUGUACGAUGAGUGGGCUGACCGUUUUGAGGACCUCCCGCUCUACUUCAUGACCUUCCGUGGCCAGCAGAACAUCAAGACAGUGAUUGACACCAUGCAGCACGCUGUCUACAUGUACGACAUCACCCAUGUGGUCGUUGACAACCUCCAGUUCAUGAUGGGGCACGAGCACCUCUCUUCGGACAGGCUCGCUGCCCAGGACUACAUUGUUGGUGCCUUCCGCAAAUUUGCCACAGACAACACCUGCCACAUCACACUGGUCAUCCAUCCUCGCAAGGAAGAUGAUGAGAAGGAACUGCAGACGGCUUCCAUCUUUGGCUCUGCAAAGGCUAGCCAGGAGGCUGACAAUGUCCUCAUCCUGCAGGACCGUAAGCUGAUGACGGGGCCAGGGAAACGAUACCUGCAGGUGUCCAAGAACCGCUUUGAUGGGGAUGUGGGCAUCUUCCCCUUGGAGUUCAACAAGGCCUCACUCUCCUUCUCAUCCUUUGGCAAAAGCAAGGUCAAGGUGAAGAAGAUGAAGGAGGAGAAGGCGCUGUUAGCCAAGAAAGUUCCGGAGGGAGGCUCAGGAGCCUCCAAGAAACUUUGAGCCUGGCAGGUCUCUUUCUCAAUCUGUCAGGUACAGGGACUGGUGCUGAGAGCACAGGGCUGGGGUACACCAGACCCCCUCCCCUGGGAGCAGCAGCCACACACCGCUGUGGCCUUUUUUCUGCACAAACAAACCUCAUGGCCACCAGCAUGAUGUUUCUGAGAUGUGGGGCCACCAUGAAAGGAGGAGUGGGCUUAUUCCAGGGAAGAGCAGCCAGGGGAGGGUGACUUGGACAAUGUGGGACACUCCAUACUGGUGCUGGGAGCAUGGAAAAGGAGUGGAGUCAGCUGAGAGCAGGUCUGGAAGAUGGAGGUCAGUGACCUGCACCUCAGGACCUUCUCUGGACCUGGUACUUGGGGAGAUUGCAGCUAUAGUGGAGCCAAGAUCCUGGGCUGUCACCGGUGGAAAGGACUGUAGGGGAUGGAUGUUGGGUGGGGGUCUAUGGGACAGCACCAGCGUGGGGGAAGGUUUGGAGGGAAGAGUGGGAGGUUGUGGGGGGCUGUAGCUCCAAAGCUGUGUAGUAUCUGUUGGAUGUUGGGGGUGGAAGCUCCGCAUGGUGGGAGCUAUGGGUGAAGGCAGUGCUGACUUCGGGGUCUCCCCUGGCUCACAUCUGCGGGGACAUCACCAGCAGCCCAGCCUGGCUCUCCUGGGCUGGGGGAUGGCCAUCCCGCUGCCCUCUGGGCUGCAGGCAGCAAAUACUGUGACCUGGCCAGUUCUUGCCGUGGUGGGACAGGUCCAUGGCCAGAUCUUGCUCUGAUCCCUUUGUUUUUUUUUUUUCUUCCCUUUCUUAGUUUUAUUAAAGCACAAAGGUGAGUGCC